Molecule: messenger RNA, 832 nt
Organism: Caenorhabditis auriculariae
Lineage: Eukaryota; Metazoa; Nematoda; Chromadorea; Rhabditida; Rhabditidae
Source: the annotation of a GenBank genome assembly
AUGAGAUCCAUGGCGACAAAAAAGAAGACGCCACAGUUCCUGGAACUCAUCCCCAGGUAUCUUUCUUUUCAUUUUUGUGAAAAUAUCUCGAAGACUCAUCCAAGAACCGUUAACUUUGAUAUUUCCGAAACAUUUAUCGAAAACCAUGGAUUUACUUUCUAGGUUCUGCCGCACCCCGGACUUGGAAUCGCAAGACACAGUCAAGACGCUGAAUAAGGUCCGCGACAUGUGCAACAUGGCGAGGAAAAAGAGACGACGCCCAACGAGGACCAUCAAUGAGAACCAUGGCGACAAAAAAGAAGACGCCACAGUUCCUGGAACUCAUCCCCAGGUAUCUUUCUUUUCAUUUUUGUGAAAAUAUCUCGAAGACUCAUCCAAGAACCGUUAACUUUGAUAUUUCCGAAACAUUUAUCGAAACCAUGAUUUACUUUCUAGGUUCUGCUGCACCGGACUUGGAAUCGCAAGACACAGUCAAGACGCUGAAUAAGGUCCGCGACAUGUGCAACAUGGCGAGGGAAAAAGAGACGACGCCCAACGAGGACCACUGAAUGAGGAACCAUGGCGACAGAAAAAGAAGACGCUACAGUUCCUGGAACUCAUCCCCAGGUAUCUUUUCUUUUCGUUUUGUGAAAAAUCAUCUCGAAGACUCAUCCAAAGAACCGUUAACUUUGAUAUUUCCGAAAACAUUUAUCGAAAAACCAUGGAUUUACUUUUCUAGGUUCUGCGCGACCCCGACUUGGAAUCGCAAGACACAGUCAAGACGCUGAAUGAGGUCCGCGACAUGUGCAACAUGGCGAGGAAAAAGACGACGCCCAACGAGGACCAUGAAUGA